AUGAGAGCAUUUAUUUUUAUUAUCAAUUGCUUAAUUUUAGGCAAUUUAAAAAAUGUUCAAAGCACAAAUGAUUCAAAUAAUAAAAAUAAUAUUGGUGUUUCUGAAGAAGCAUUAUCAAAACUAAUGGAAAUGAAAAAACUAGAAUUGGAUAUUUUAAAAGAUUUCGUAAAAAAGGAUACUGAACAUUCAGAUAUAUAUAAAAAAUUCCAUUGCAUAUCAAGUGAUUAUAUUUCAUUUGAUAAAAAGGAAGGGAAAGAUGGUCAAACUAAUGAGGGAAAAUCCGGAAAUAAAAGUGAACAAGAGACAAAGGGAAGUAGCUUUAUCGAUAAAAUAACAUCAUUUAUAGGAAUAUUUAACUAUAAUAAAAUCAAUAAUAUAUAUUCUGAGAAAAUUCAUCGAAUGCAUAAUAACAUACAGGAAGAGAAUAAUGUACCUAAUGAACAUACAAGUGAUAAAACUGAAUUCAUUGAAAAUCAUGAAAUAACUAAAAAUGAAAAACCCAACUCAUAUAUGGAAUUGUCUACAGGGGGAUCUUCAUCCAAGGGGUUAUUUUCUUCAGAUAAAGAAAGAGCUAAUGAAAAUUAUAAAGUAGGAAACUUAGGCUCGUUUUAUAUGAUUUUUGGGGCUAGUAAUAUAGAUUAUCCAUGGGCUUGUACAUGUGAUCCCCUUCAAUUAAUAGAAUAUAAAGAAAAAAAAAGGAGUUAUGUUUUAUGUAGUAAUCAAGUUGAUAUGUCCAUACAAAACAGUGACUUAUAUUGCAAUCCCAAGAAUUCUUCUCAUUAUUUUUAUUUAUCUUAUAUUUUAAUUCUUAUAAUUAUAAUUAUUUCUUCAUAA
Messenger RNA from Plasmodium yoelii, 834 nucleotides. RefSeq names its product conserved protein, unknown function. Lineage: Eukaryota; Apicomplexa; Aconoidasida; Haemosporida; Plasmodiidae. The transcript has 4 exons. Bases 1 to 834 code for a protein of 277 amino acids. The record is from RefSeq and is a predicted model, not a curated record.